This is a messenger RNA of Necator americanus (New World hookworm), 1017 nucleotides long. RefSeq lists its product as uncharacterized. The transcript has 2 exons. Bases 1 to 1017 code for a protein of 338 amino acids. The record is from RefSeq and is a predicted model, not a curated record. Lineage: Eukaryota; Metazoa; Nematoda; Chromadorea; Rhabditida; Ancylostomatidae. Gene Ontology annotation, molecular function: catalytic activity.
AUGGCGAUCUGUACUUAUAACGCACGUACGCUUGCAUCGGAAGCGGCCAUCGAAGAUCUGAUGAUGCAAGCCAAGAAGAUCAAGUACGACGUCAUCGGACUGACCGAGACGAGACGACGUCACCCUCUCAACGCCGUAUAUGAAACUGGAGAAGAACUGUUCUUAGGAACAUGCGACAGUAGAGGUGUUGGUGGAGUUGGCGUCCUCGUCAACACGAGUAUGGCAAAGAACAUCGACUCUUUUGAACAACUUACGACCCGAAUCGGACGUCUGCGGAUGAGAAGAUGUGGCCCAAUACCAGCUUUGACUAUCUUCGUCGUUUACGCUCCAACAUCAAGCUACGAAGAAGAAGAAGUCGAAGCUUUCUAUAUGGACCUGGAGAAGUUCUACCAAGAAGAUCAUGCCUUCUACAAGGUCAUAGUUGGCGAUUUCAACGCUAAGGUUGGCCCAAGAAGAACGCCGGAGGAACUUCACAUCGGGACCCACGGCCUACAAUGGAAUGACCAGGGAGAGAGGCUCUCCGAGUUCAUCAUGACGACUAAGACCAUCCAUGGGAACUCGCAAUUUCAGAAGCCCUCUUCUUUACGCUGGACGUGGGAGUCACCCGGUGGAGGGUACCGUAAUGAAAUAGACCACAUCAUCGUCAAUAAAAGGACUACCAUCAACUGGGAUCUCUUCGCUACGUUAGCCGGCUUUUGGGAAGAUUCCGCAAUGGACAACAUCGACGAGGAAUAUGACCGGCUUGUCGAACACCUUCACGACUGCGCGAAGAAGGCUGAGAGUUUUAAAACCACCAAGAGGCGUCUGUCUCUUGAAACUCUUGAGCUGAUACGCCAGCGUGGAGCAGCACGAGCCGCAGGGAACCAAGAACUCACGUCCGAGCUCGCAAGGCUUUGCCGAGAGGCGAUAAAGGAAGACCUUAAAGAGAGAAGAGCAGAAGUGCUGGCUGAGGCUGCAGAGCCGGGAAAAGCAUCCGCUAUGCCCGCCGAGACGUCGCCAGUCGCAAGACGAGGAUGA